AUGCUGCGCACCGCCGCGCUCGCCGCCCGCCUCGGCCCGCGCCUGGGCCGCCGCCUGCUGUCGGCCGCCGCCACCCAGGCCGUGCCGUCGCCCAACCAGCAGCCCGAGGUCUUCUACAAUCAGAUCUUCAUAAAUAAUGAAUGGCAUGAUGCCGUCAGCAAGAAGACGUUUCCUACCGUCAAUCCAUCCACAGGAGAGGUCAUCUGUCAGGUGGCCGAAGGGAACAAGGAAGAUGUGGACAAGGCAGUGAAGGCUGCCCGCACGGCCUUCCAGCUUGGCUCGCCUUGGCGCCGCAUGGAUGCCUCUGACCGGGGCCGGCUGCUGUACCGCCUGGCUGACCUGAUUGAGCGGGACCGGACCUACCUAGCGGCCUUGGAGACCCUGGACAACGGCAAGCCCUAUGUCAUCUCCUACCUGGUGGAUUUGGACAUGGUCCUGAAAUGUCUCCGCUACUACGCUGGUUGGGCCGACAAGUACCAUGGGAAAACCAUCCCUAUCGAUGGCGACUUUUUCAGUUACACUCGCCACGAGCCCGUGGGGGUGUGUGGGCAGAUCAUUCCGUGGAAUUUCCCACUCCUGAUGCAAGCGUGGAAGCUGGGCCCGGCCUUGGCGACGGGGAACGUGGUUGUGAUGAAGGUUGCGGAGCAGACACCGCUCACCGCCCUGUACGUGGCCAACUUGAUCAAGGAGGCUGGCUUCCCCCCUGGCGUGGUCAAUAUUAUUCCUGGAUUCGGCCCCACGGCUGGGGCCGCCAUUGCCUCCCAUGAGGAUGUGGACAAAGUUGCAUUCACAGGCUCCACCGAGGUUGGCCACCUGAUCCAGGUUGCUGCAGGGAGCAGCAACCUCAAGAGAGUGACCCUGGAGCUGGGGGGAAAGAGCCCCAACAUCAUCAUGUCAGAUGCUGAUAUGGACUGGGCCGUGGAGCAGGCCCACUUUGCCCUGUUCUUCAACCAGGGCCAGUGCUGCUGUGCCGGCUCCCGGACCUUCGUGCAGGAGGACGUCUAUGCAGAGUUCGUGGAGCGGAGCGUCGCCCGAGCCAAGUCUCGAGUGGUGGGGAACCCCUUUGACAGCCAGACCGAGCAGGGCCCACAGGUGGAUGAAACUCAGUUUAAGAAGAUCCUUGGCUACAUCAACUCGGGGAAGCAAGAGGGAGCCAAGCUGUUGUGUGGUGGAGGUGCUGCUGCUGACCGGGGUUACUUCAUCCAGCCCACCGUAUUUGGAGAUGUGCAAGAUGGCAUGACCAUUGCAAAGGAGGAGAUCUUCGGACCAGUGAUGCAGAUCCUGAAGUUCAAGACCAUAGAGGAGGUUGUCGGGAGAGCCAACAAUUCCAAGUACGGGCUGGCUGCAGCUGUCUUCACGAAGGACUUGGACAAAGCCAAUUACCUGUCUCAAGCCCUCCAGGCUGGCACCGUGUGGGUCAACUGCUAUGAUGUAUUUGGAGCCCAGUCCCCAUUUGGUGGCUAUAAAAUGUCGGGCAGUGGCCGGGAGCUGGGGGAGUAUGGCCUGCAGGCGUAUACUGAAGUAAAGACGGUCACCAUCAAAGUGCCUCAGAAGAAUUCAUAAAGAACCUUGCCAGCUUCCUUCCUCACCCAGAGCCAGAAAGCCCAACACAGCCAUGGAGAAAUCCAAGAAAGACGACAAAGUCCAUAGAGAAUCCCUUCACCAAAAUAUCCUCGGCGAAGACAGUGAAAAUGGAGUUGAUAAACAAGAGUUGUUAGUGAAAACACACUGUCUGUUCCUUGGGGACCAGAGUACUUGCCUCAAAUGUGCGAGGCUCUGGCUUCUCUCUGUAGCUCUACAAAAAAACAAACAAGCAAACAAAAACAAACAAACAAACAAAAAAAUCCACAACCAUAAACUGUAACCACAUACUACUGGCUUUCAGGGUGAUUAUGUUAAAAAAAAAUUCUGUUGUCUUCGCUCUGCUACACUUCAGUAAAUUGCCCUCUGGAGGAGAAAACACUUUGUGAUUGUAUUUGCAUUGAAACAACCGUGAGCACCUUGCUUUGUAUUCUGAAUUAAAAUUCAUUAAGAACAGCUA
This is a messenger RNA of Jaculus jaculus (lesser Egyptian jerboa), 2041 nucleotides long. RefSeq names its product aldehyde dehydrogenase 2 family member (gene Aldh2). The record is from RefSeq and is a predicted model, not a curated record. Gene Ontology annotation, molecular function: aldehyde dehydrogenase (NAD+) activity. Bases 1 to 1563 code for a protein of 520 amino acids. NCBI's taxonomy places the organism in Eukaryota, Metazoa, Chordata, Mammalia, Rodentia, Dipodidae. The transcript is spliced from 13 exons.